Spizellomyces punctatus DAOM BR117 is the source of this 1556-nucleotide messenger RNA. RefSeq lists its product as uncharacterized. Gene Ontology annotation, cellular component: heterotrimeric G-protein complex. Lineage: Eukaryota; Fungi; Chytridiomycota; Chytridiomycetes; Spizellomycetales; Spizellomycetaceae. The record is from RefSeq and is a predicted model, not a curated record. The coding region runs from base 299 to 1369 and encodes 356 amino acids. Gene Ontology annotation, biological process: adenylate cyclase-modulating G protein-coupled receptor signaling pathway. Gene Ontology annotation, molecular function: G protein-coupled receptor binding; G-protein beta/gamma-subunit complex binding; GTP binding. The transcript is spliced from 7 exons.
UUCUUUUUGUUUACCCAAACUGCAGCCAUAAACGACACAAAAAAGAAACUCGGCGAGUAUUGCAAAACGGUUUUGGCAAAAGAAACCGCUGGCUGGCCACAGGCGACGCGCACAAAAGGAAACGCUGGUUGGGGCCUGGGGGGCGAGUUCCUAUUUGGGUUUAUCAGCGCUUUUCUCGCUCCGCUUUUUGUGAUUUGAUCUCCCCAAAAGCUUUUUCAAGGCUCGCUUCGACAUUAUCCCACUUGCACGAACCACAAUACUUGAACACCCCUACGGCGAAACCACUUUAAAGAAAGACAUGGAGUAUGACACUCCCGCUCAACGACGCCUAGCCAGGCAAGUGUCGAAUGAGAUCGAUGAGCUGUUGAAACGGGAGCGGGCGGAGCAAUUGGCAAUAAAAGGUCCCAAAAUACUACUCCUCGGGUCUGCCGAUUCUGGGAAAACCACGGUGCUCAAGCAAAUCAAAAUCCUCCAUGGGAAUGGGUUUCCGGAUAAAGAGCGUCAAGCGUUCCGCCGGAAAAUCCUGGCCAAUAUCAUCGACUCGAUGAGAGCGCUAGUCAAUGCACUAAGUGCCUUGGGUGUGCCCCUAGGAGAACCUAACAACCAGCUACACAUUAAAACAUUCCAGAAAGCGGCUGGGGCUCAGAAUGGGGAGAGUCUUGAGGAGGAUGUUAUCGGAGCAAUCAAGGAACUAUGGGCUGACAGAGGCAUCCAGCAAUGCUACGCAAGAUCAAAUGAGUUUUUCAUACAAGAUACCGCAGACUAUUUCCUAAAUGACAUUGCCAAGUUUACGGACCCAUCUUUUAUUCCGUCUGAUGAAGAUAUCUUGCACACUCGGUUCCGUACAACGGAAAUUAGCGAAACCUGCUUCAACAUUGACAAAUUGACCUACCGAAUUUAUGACGUCGGCGGACAGCGCUCUGACCGACUGUUCUGGGCACCAUACUUUGAGGAUCAAGUGCACGCAAUCCUUUUCAUCACAUCAUUAGCUGCAUAUGACCAGAUGCUGGUUGAGGACAGGACAGUAAACAGGAUGUUGGAUGCACUGGUGCUAUUUGAAACGAUCACAAAUAACCCGUUGCUGAAGAAAGUGAGCAUCAUGCUCUUUCUGAACAAAAUGGAUCUGUUUGAAAGGAAGCUCAAGUACAGCCCAGUGAAGAAAUUCUUUCCAGAUUAUGAAGGCUCCAAUGACCUCAAAUCGGCGGGGAGAUACUUUAAAACAAAGUUCCAUGCCCAGAACAAGACGCCCGAGAAGAAGAUAUAUACGCAUUUCACCACCAGUACAGAUACGAAACACAUGAAGGUUAUCAUAUCUGCCGUGCGAGAUAUUGUCACACGCCUUUCACUGCAAGCCUCUGGUUACCUGUGAUCUCCUCCAUCUCGUCCAAACCCAACCCCACUCAUCUCCGCAUUUUUGUUUUUUUUUUUUCAAUUGGACUAGAGUAAUCCCUUCAGCUCAUAUGGUUUGAUAUAAAGUGUGCUUAUAGAGAGACAUAAUUAGACCACUUUUAUAUAUGCUAUUUGGGGUCCCAAAAAGAAUAGUCAAUUUACACGCA